UGAAUGCGGAAGGCGAGCUUCAGUUCUCGAAGCUGGACCAAGAAAUCAGAGCGUUGAACCUGGACUCAGCCCUCAAGGAAGAUUUACUUGAGUCUCUGCAAGAAUGCCAACAAGUUGCGACAUGCAUCCCGACUUCAUCAGUGCGUGCCCCUCUAACUCCAUCCUUCAUUCGGGCGAAGAGUUUCGAGAAAUGCUUCCUGCGCAUGAAAUUGUACGCCUGCCUCAAAAAAGACCUCAGGACCAAGAGGGAUAAAUUUGACCUGGCAGGCUUAGGUGAUUCUCUCCAAGGAGCCGACGACGAUGAAAAAAUGCUCGCCAUUCUUUGGGCUUCUGCUGCUCUUGAGCCAAGCGACAUGUUCUGAAGCCACGCGAUCGGUGGGGUGAAAAUAGACUCGGGGAACAAUGGCUUCAUUUAUUCGUGGGGAAGUGACGAUAAAAACGAAGAUAUCACUGGGUUGUUCCUGGGGAUAAACCUUUCUCCGGGAUUUGCUUUCGGAGAAGUUUAUGGCGUACCUAAGUCUGGGAGUAAUGAAGAAAUUAGGUCCACUGAGACUACAAUGUCCGCGCAAUCUUCAGAUUUAGAAGAAGGAAAAGUAAAAAAAAUUACAUCUACGAAAAGCUUUGUUUCCAAUACUGAUGUACAUCAAAACUUGAAAACACAAGAAAAUAAAGAAAUAAUUGAUUUUAUCCAAUCCCUCCAACCCACCGAUCAUUCAAAGGAAACUAAAACCGACACGUCUCUGAGAGUGAUGUACGAAUCUGGAUUAUUUAAUCUCAAUUCGAACAAAACUGGAUUAGAAGAUAUUCAUUUUGAUGCAAGGAAGAAGUGCUGUAUUGAGGACCUCUGCCCUGAAGAAUGCUAUGAAGGAUCAAAGCAAACCUACCAUAAUAUUACAAUAUCACGAGGGUUAAAUAUGAUCAAGUUUCUAAUCAAAGGCAACAUCGAUGCGAUAACCGGGACUGGCAGACUGGGCUCCUCGGUCAACAACACUUGGAAUGAUAUCAAUGAUUUGACUAAUUUCUUGUUCCAUUUUCGUCCAAAAAGCAUGACUCCGCAUCUCGGAAAUGAAUCAAAAAGGGAACCCGUUGCGAAUUUGACUGCAGUUAACAAACAACAACUGGUCCCUCUUUUGGGAAUUCAAUUUGAGAGCACCGUACCCCAGGAGAAAUUGUCAAAAGGAGACCAAAUGUUGGGAAUAACUGACCAACAUUUGUUGGGAAAAUAUGACACCGAUACUUCCAGAUCAAACUUGAACAAUUCAGAAGUGGAAGCCAUUAGGGAAAUCUUUAAUGAUUUCAUAUCUUUCUUUGAAAGGCGGAGCAACCCAGACGAAGCAAAAAAGUUAAAGGAGAAACCGGCUUCCUCGGAACUUCUUGACAUAGAAACUGAGUGGAAAAAGACACCGACUUCUUCAGACAACUUGGAACCUGCAAAAAGUUCUCAAGACAAUUUUGCUGCAGAAAAUUUCAUCUCAAUGAGUGGUGCAAUUGAAAACAUUCCCGUCACGGAAAUUCCAAUAAUUGAAAUCCAGGAUGAAAGAAUCGAUUCCCAAAAAGAUGAGGGAGUAACCGGAAGUUAUUUUACAGUCACCAUGUCGAACAAUAUUAGUGAUUUCGAAAACACAAAUACUCCAAAAACAGAUGAUGAAAUUCUUGUACAUGAAAAUACUACAAUCGGAAACCCCAUGACUGUGUCCAGUUCCACCAGCCGACCAAACUCGGUUCUUCUGUAUACAGAAAUUAAUUUAGUUAACACAGACGUCCAUGGAAUAGAUUCCGAAAUCAAUUACGGAACUACAGAAGUUUUUGACGUUGCCACUGAAAACAAUUACGAUACCGAAUUGAAACGGCUUCAAGAAACCACUGAAGUUGGAGUAACAGGGAAAAUUUGAAAUAUCUUUUGCAGUUUCGGCGCUACAGAUGAGAUACCCACGCAAAAAUAUUACUUCAUUGAUAAUGAAGAUGAAUGAAAUGAUAAAUUCAUUUUGUGUUUGUAUCUGCAUAAUGAAUUUAAACCUGUCCACGUACCGGGCCUGCACUUGAUGAUCGGAAUAUUUCGUAACAGGGAAUUUAGUUAAAUAAUUAUAUCAAUAAUCGAUAUUAUUGCAUGAAGAGUUGUAUAAUGUGUUCAAAUAACAGGCUCUGAUCCUUAUUCUGCUGUCAUUAACGCAGAAUGAAUUUAUUUGCUGGUAAAUUAAAUGUUCUUUUGGAAAA
Molecule: messenger RNA, 2214 nt
Organism: Hyalella azteca
Lineage: Eukaryota; Metazoa; Arthropoda; Malacostraca; Amphipoda; Hyalellidae
Exons: 3
Coding region: 558-1892 (444 amino acids)
Source: RefSeq, a predicted model, not a curated record